GCCUGAAACAGAAGAAAAAUAUAUGUGAAAUUUUCAAAAAUCUGUGAAAAAUCGGAAUAUUUCCAAAAAUCUGUGAAAUUUUCACCAUAAACAUUGAGACUGUGUUGGUGGCCUAGAUGUCAAAUAAGUCAGUAUGGGAGCUGUCAAGUUGUCCCCGCCUGCAAUUUUCUUAAUUUUUACCAUUGACAGUUAGGCCUUUUUUAAAAGUUUGGCUUGAUUUAUUGUUUUUGGAUUUAUUAUUCGAUUUGGAGUAAAUAAAAAAAAAAGUGAACAGAACUCUACAGAGUUCCCCGUGGCCGAAACGAUCGCUUACACCGAUUCUCAGUUAUGGAGCAAAUAUGUCGUUUUUGUUUGAAAAAUUAUACCAAGUCAAGCAUAUCACUAAGUGACGAUGCCAUUCGGUACAAAAUAAAAACACUGUUUACAUUUCCUCUGGAAAGUGGUCCUAAUCUACCCAACAUGAUUUGUGAGGAAUGCACGUCUAAGAUUGACGAGUUCUAUACCUUCUCGGAAAUGGUCCGCAAAAACGAACAGCAACUCUUGUCCAGAGAGGCUGUUGUUCCAAAGCUUGAAGUUGUGCAAUUGGAACCUUCACUGAACCAACAAGAAAAAUUAUCCAGCGAUUCUGAUGGGAACGAGAGUAAAACGUUUGAAGUACAGGUGGAGUUUAUACAGUUGAAAACUAAAAUCGAAGACGAUUCAGAUGAAACCGACGAUGAAACUCCUUUGGCCCUUAGAUGCCGAAAACAAAUCAAUGAAGACAGUCUAACUAAAGAGGACAAUACAUUACAGUGCGACACUUGUCAUGACUCAUUCGAAUCCUUACAAGAAUUGAAGCGACACACCCUUACGGAUCAUCGCAAAUCUGUCACCGGUAUCUUGAAUCAUGUUCAUCUUGAUCCGAGUCGCUUUCAGUGUACCGUAUGUCAAAAAAGUUACAAAACGAAAUACAUACUCCAGACGCAUCGCGCAAGAGUGCAUGGCAUCGAGAAAUCCAAACGAUUCAGAUGUGACCAAUGUGAUGCAUGCUUUUACAAAUCAUCCCAACUUAAAGACCACCGUGAAACUCACGUAAAGUUAGAGUGUCACAUUUGCCAGCAAGUACUCUCGACUAAAACUGCACUAAGAAAACAUCUUUCUCGCAUUCAUGAGAUCACUAGCGAAAAUUUUAUUUGCGACAGCUGUGGGAAAGGAUUCCGUAGCAAAUCGUUGCUAAAUUGCCACAUCAGCAAGUGCCAGUUAGGUCAACGGGAAGAGAGAGUCCAGUGUGACAUGUGUGAUACCUGGGUUAACAAAGGUAACAUGAAAUCACAUAUGAGUACGGUUCACAGUGGAAUGAACACCGCGGUCACCUGUGACGUUUGUAACCAAGUAUACCCAAACCGCAAAUCGAUGGUUACCCACAAGUGGCGUGUUCACGUGCAGGAGAAAUUUCAGUGCGAAUAUUGCGAUAAAACUUUCAAGCGAAGGAUCAAUUUAAAGGAACACCAAGCAUCUCACACGGGUCAAAGGCUGUACCAGUGCGAUGUGUGUGGAAUGUCCACAAAUUCGAAUGGAAACCUGUACUCACACAAGAAAAACAAGCACCCGGACGAGUGGAUGGAAGCCAAGCGGAAAUCCACGGGAGGGUUUUUAGAUGAGAAACAGCAUUAAUAAAAUAUGUUUCACUCACCUUAA
Topomyia yanbarensis is the source of this 1677-nucleotide messenger RNA. RefSeq names its product zinc finger protein 93-like. Gene Ontology annotation, biological process: regulation of transcription by RNA polymerase II. The transcript has 2 exons. The record is from RefSeq and is a predicted model, not a curated record. Gene Ontology annotation, molecular function: DNA-binding transcription factor activity; zinc ion binding; RNA polymerase II cis-regulatory region sequence-specific DNA binding. Gene Ontology annotation, cellular component: nucleus. Lineage: Eukaryota; Metazoa; Arthropoda; Insecta; Diptera; Culicidae. Bases 328 to 1653 code for a protein of 441 amino acids.